Molecule: messenger RNA, 960 nt
Organism: Astyanax mexicanus (Mexican tetra)
Lineage: Eukaryota; Metazoa; Chordata; Actinopteri; Characiformes; Acestrorhamphidae
Product: protein FAM237B-like
Exons: 2
Coding region: 235-636 (133 amino acids)
Source: RefSeq, a predicted model, not a curated record
UUGCUUCUCAGGUCAUUUGGUUUUGCGUCGAAGCCCCUGAAGGACCUUCAUACACACUGACGUUACACACAGCAGAGAAGGUGAAGGUAGGAGGAGGAGGUGGAGCAGCGAGGAGGGCAUACACUCGCUCACACACACACCAGAGGAGCUGCUCGUUCACUCAGCAUCCGACUGCAGAGCAGGUUCACUGCAGAUUUUCCAAACCUCAUUGACAUUCGUCUGGCACAUUUGUCCAUGGAUCCCAGACUGGACGCGUCAGCAGGGCCUCACGGGGUCAAGUGGUGGCGUCUCGUGGGCGUGUACGGCCUUCUGCUGGCCGUGGCCUCGUCCUGCACCCUGAGCAUGCCCGCCAUUCUGAGCGCUGAUUCCGGCGCGCCGGCACAACUGGGGGAGAUCGACGGUGCAUGCUGGGAUGCCUCGUCGCUCGCGGUCAUAGAGGCUCGUAAGCUACACCUACCCAACAGCGUGGAGGCCUUCUGGGACUUCAUGGCUUACCUGCACACGUCCCCGCAGCCGGGCCACCACAGCGCGUUCAUGAAGCUCGCGCAGCUCUUCUGGGAGCGCUAUGUGGACUGCGUGCUGUCACGUGCCCACGGACUGGGCAGGAGGGGGACUAUAAUAAUCAGUAGAGACUGAUUUAAUACCUGAUAAGUCCUGAUAGUAGAUGUCCUGGGGUCCUGGUGGGCGGUUCCGGUCCUGGACAGCUUAAAUAGAGCUAAUUAAAGAAGCCAGGACCUCGACAUCCCAUCCAGUGCUGUCUUCUCUGUUGUCCCAUGUUGUUCAGCUAACAGAUAGACUACUGUGUGUUUUAGAGUGUGUUCACUUCCUGUCUUAAUGAGGUUUUAAUGAGGUCAUUGUCAGAAGGACAAAUCAUUUUUUACAUCCCUACCCCUCCCCCUUAAUUUCAAUAAAUAAAACAACCUGACGGUGUAAUUUGCUUCUUUGCUCGCCACUGUUAUG